This is a messenger RNA of Poecilia latipinna (sailfin molly), 1348 nucleotides long. Its product is annotated as anoctamin-1-like. The coding region runs from base 440 to 1348 and encodes 302 amino acids. Gene Ontology annotation, molecular function: protein dimerization activity; intracellularly calcium-gated chloride channel activity. The record is from RefSeq and is a predicted model, not a curated record. The transcript has 8 exons. Gene Ontology annotation, cellular component: plasma membrane. Gene Ontology annotation, biological process: chloride transmembrane transport. NCBI's taxonomy places the organism in Eukaryota, Metazoa, Chordata, Actinopteri, Cyprinodontiformes, Poeciliidae.
CAUCCCAUUUGAUCUUGCCUGUCAUUGGUAGACAGCCAGACAGUGAGAGAAGUGGGCUUUGUCUUGAGGUGCUCAAUCCUUUAAUUAUUACAACUGAGGAAAUGCAGAGAAAGUGAGGGAGGGAACUUUCUGUUCAGAGGUUUAUCGUUGUCUAAGUUUAGAUCUUGGCUCACAGACGGUGUCUCAAGUAACAAGGCUAGAGACUCACUACAGCGACUCCACAUUCCAGAUGGAAACAGCCACACGGAGAGCUAGACGGAGACAAGCACGGAAAAAUUGCGAGUCAGAAAAAGGGAGAGGCAGCAUAAGGUUUAUUCAUGCACUGUCCUGUAACUGGAUAUUUCACACAGAAGACACACAUUAACUUGCCGAGCACAACAUAGGAUAUUUGCUCUGAGACUUCUUCCUGGUGGGUUUAUGUCUCUGUUCUGCCUAAACUAUGACAGAGGAAGCAAUCUCAGAACCUCAGCAGUCUUCAGCCUCUGGGUCCGCUCAACAUUUUCUACGAGAUGUCAUCUUUCAUGGCAAGUUUAGGGCUCUCAGUCCAGAGGAAAGCACCAGUUGCUAUCAUGGACUUUUCUUCCAGGAUGGUCAGCGGCGUGUCGACUACAUUCUCACUUACCCUGUGAGGAAGUCAGGUGGAGGGCGCUCCAGUCGACAGUCAGACCACAGUCUCACAGAGAACUUUGCUUCCCGCACUGUAGGACAAAGCAAGCAGGUCCAAGGUGCAUCCACAGUGGCUGAUGUGGAAAUGGGAUGUCUGGGAGAAACUCUUAACAGCCAGGAGGAUCACAAAACAUUCAGGAGGGAGGAGUUUGAGAAAAAUCUGAAAGAAAUGGGACUAGAGCUGGAAAAAGAUGAGGAAGCCAUGAUUCCUGGUUUGGGCUUUGUAAAGAUUCAUGCACCCUGGAACGUUCUCUGUCGAGAGGCUGAAUUAAUGAAGCUAAAGAUGCCCACAAAGAAGGUCUAUGAGGUCAAACAAUCAAGCAAUGUCAUGAAGAAAAUCAGCUCCAUGGUCAAUAAAGUGCUGGAGCCAUUGCACCCUAAUGUUGAGGAACAUCAUUCCAAGAACAUCAAGCACCUGUCACACUCGUUCUCCAGGGAAAAGCAACACCUGUUUGACCUCUCAGACAAAGAUAACUUUUUUGACAGCAAAACCAGGAGUUCCAUAGUAUUUGAAAUAUUAAAAAGAACCAAAUGCAAGGCUAAAUACAGCAUGGGGAUCACCAGUCUCCUUGGUAGUGGGGUUUAUUCAGCAGCCUAUCCUCUUCAUGAUGGAGCCAUUGAGGAGGAGAGUGCAGAACCCAAUGACAGAAAGGUAAAAAUGUUACAAUAUCUUCAUCAUUAG